CGUGACUAGCGUUAGCCUAGCUUAGCCUGGAAUACAAGCUAACUCCGGAGCACCGAGGCACUGAGAGACCGAGUGUACCUGCCCCGCAGCCCGCGUCACAGCCCGCACCAGCGCCCGCACCAGCCACUACCGAGCCCCGCACCGCACCAGGACCGCCCUAGCACCGCCCCGCCCCGCGCUCUGCGGGCCAUGCAGCUGUCCACAGGGGAAUGAGCCGAAAAGCUACGGGGUCUCGGCUCAGCGGCGCCCACAGACUGCAGCCUCACUGGAAUGACUGGCAGCCCAGGUCCGUGCGCUGUUCCGGAGUUGACAGUUCCUCGUCCACCCCGGAGGGAGUAAAGUCCAGAGAACUCGGCCCGUCUGUGUUGCACGGUGAAGUGUCUACCAGUGUCCCUGACCCAGCAGUGUCCAGCGAUGCCUGCGCUGCUCCAGACAGACGGGAAGAUGGUGGAUAUGGCCCUUGUUAUGCUGGUGAUACUACAGCUGAUUGGAAGUCGCUGGGGCAAGAGUUGAGGCCCAAUGACGUGACACCGGACUCCACCCCUUUUCAGCAUGGAUCCCGUGCUUUAGCUACAAAGGACAUGAGGAAAUCACAGGACAGGGCCAUGGCUCACUCGGACGAGGCCCGGCUGUCCAACCUGCUACGCCGAGUGUCCCGCGAGGACGACCGGGACAGAAGACUGGCCACGCUCAAGCAGCUCAAGGACUUCAUCAGCCACAGCGAGAGCAAGACGACAUUGGGCAAACAACUGGACAACAUCCUCAGCACCUUGAAUGAUAUUCUGAAUGAGAGCAGUAAACUCCUGUGGGAGCUGAGGCAGGACGCAGCCUCCUGCCUCGGUCUGCUCUGCACCGUCCUGAGCUAUGAGGCCGAGCGCAUCUUUAAGUGGCUCUUUGUCAAAUUCUCAUCCAGCACCCGGGAUGAGGUGCGCCUGCUCUACCUGGUGGCAGCACAGAGGGCCCUGGAGGCAGCCGGAGAGAGGAAGGCCUUCUCUCAUGUCAUGCAGAUGGUGAUGAACAACCUGCAGUCCAUCCUGGAGAACGUGGACACGCCAGAGCUGCUGUGUCAGAGCGUUAGGUGUAUCCUACAGGUGGCCCGCUGCUACCCACAUGUCUUCAGCACCAACUUCAGGGACACGGUGGACAUCCUGGUGGGCUGGCAUAUUGACCACACCCAGAAGCAGUCUCUCACACAGCAGGUGUCGACCUGGCUGCAGAGCCUGGAGCAGUUCUGGGUGGCAGACCUCACCUUCUCCACCACUCUACUUGGACAGUUCCUGGAGGACAUGGAAGCCUACGCAGAGGACCUGAACCACGUGGGCUCUGUGGAGGUUGUGGAAGAGGACAUCCCUCCUCCCUCUGUGUCUCUGCCCAAACUGGCUGCUCUUCUGCGGGUCUUCAGCUCAGUAGUGCGCAGCAUUGGAGAGAGGUUUACUCCAGCAAGAGGGCCUCCCAUUACAGAGGCCUAUGUCACAGAUGUUUUGACUCGAGUGCUGGCAUGUGUGCGCACAGCCAAACAGGUGCAGUUCUGUGAGUCUGUGCUGACCGCGGGGAAUGAGUGUGUGGGGGUGCUGCUGGCCAGUGUGGAGCCAUGUGGGCCUCUGAUGGAUGCUGUACUGGCCUACGGACUGGACCAGCUCAACUGCUGCAGGACCUGUGGCUCCGACUUCAACCUGACCGUGCUCAGCUUGCUCACUCUGAUUGUGGAGCAAGUGAACACCAAGCUGCCAGCGUCGUAUGUGGAGAAACUACUGGCCCCAGACUCUCUGCUGCUCGAGCUCCGCUUUCACAGAGAGAACGAGGUGAUGUCUGCAGUGCACAGCGUGUACCAGGCCCUGCUGAGCCUGAAGAACAUCCCCACUCUGGAGGCGGCCUAUAAGCUGGUACUGGGGGAGAUGGCGUGUGCUCUGUGCAGUCUCCAGAGCAGCCUGGAGCCUCCUUACAGCCCCCAGAGCCCUGAAAGUCCAGCACAAAGUCUCCAGCACCCGGCCUUCUCCUCCCUCAGUCUACCCCCAGACAAGGCCCAGUUCACAGUCAUCUUCAACCUCAGCACCCUCACCACCAUUGGAAACACCAAGAACUCUCUGAUCGGGAUGUGGGCGCUGUCCCCGACCGUGUUUGCUCUGCUCAGUCAAGACCUGCUGCUGGUUCACUCAGAGCUGGCAGUGUUUUACCCUGCGGUCCAAUACGCUGUGCUCUACACACUGUACUCCCACUGCACCCGACACGACCACUUCAUCUCGUCCAGCCUGUCAUCGUCGUCCCCCUCUCUGUUUGAUGGAGCGGUCAUCAGCACGGUCACCACAGCAACCAAGAAGCACUUCAGCACUGUGCUCAACCUGCUGGGGGCGCUGCUGGUCAAGGAGCACCUCUACUCGGAGUCCAGGAGGCUGCUGCUGACCUGGGCUCAGGAGAUCUGUGUGCUUAUGAGGAAGUGUGACACAUACAGUCCUCUGUUCUCCCUGCCCUCCUUCACACGCUUCUGCAGAGGGCUCCUGGCCAAUGCUCUGAAUGAAGACCAGAGCCUGUGUCUACAGACCUGUACUGCCCUCCAGGUACUCUCGACAGCACUGUCCCCCGAGCUCAUGCAGAGGUGUGUGGACGUGUGCAGAGUCCAGCUGGUCCACUCGUCCGUGCGGGUCAGACAGGCCUACAGCAAACUGCUCAAGAGCCUCCCCCUAGAUGUGGCUCUCAGUAACCAGAGCCAGUCCAGGCUGAAGGAGUUGUCUCUGGCCAUCCGCCAGCACCAGAGCCAGGGCUCCAGCAGCACCUUCCAUCCACAGGACUUCAGCGACCUCAUCAGCUUUAUCCUGUACGGGGUUCUGCACCGCGGAGGUAAAGAGCCAUGGCUGGAGCGUCUGUACCAGAGCUGUCAGAGGCUGGAGAGGCGUGACAGUCGUGGGUCUGUGGAGGGCUCUGGGCCUGGUUUGGUUCCUCGGGCUCUGCUCAAAACAGAGGUGGUGCUGUGGCAGUGGGCCGUGUGGGAGGCCGCUCAGUUCACCGUCCUGUCCAAACUGCGGACUCCUCUGGGCCGCGCUCAGGAUACUUUCCAGACUAUAGAAGGAAUGAUCCGCAGCCUCGCAGCCCACAGCGUCAACCCAGAGCAGGAUGCAGGGGCGUGGUUUGGGGCGGGCACUGAUGGAGAUUGUCAUCACUCCAACCAGCUGCGCCUGGCCCUGCUGCUGCAGUACCUGGAGAACCUGGACAAGCUCAUGUACAAUGCCUAUGAGGGCUGUGCCAAUGCACUCUCGCCCCCACCCAAGGCCAUCAGGACUUUUUUCUACACAAACCGACAGACAUGUCAGGACUGGCUGACCCGGAUCCGCCUGGCUCUCAUGAGGGUGGGGCUUCUAUCUGGGCAACCUGCGGUCACCAUCCGGCAUGGCUUUGACCUGCUUUCUGAGGUGAAGAGUAGCACCCCUCAGGGCCCCGAGCUGGAGAUGGUCCUCAUGCUGCUGGUGGAUGCUCUGUGUGAACUGCGCUGCCCAGAGGCCAUCCAUGGUCUAGUCUCCUGGAGCCUGUCCAACACAGGCCGCAGCCUGGGCUGGCUCACCUCUGUGGCUCUGCAGGCUGAGGGACGGUUUGAGAAGGCUGCUUUGGAAUACCAGGACCAGCUGUCUUCGGUCACUGGAGUGGACUGUUCCAUCAAAAGUUCAGCUUCUCCUCUGCUAAGAGUGUCCAGCAGCAGCAGUAGCCCCAAACACAGCGUCAAUGGAGACAGUAAGAAGACUCUGCUGCUGAAGACCAGUGAGGGCUCCCCUGAGGUGCUGAGUUUUCUGGCUAACAAAGCAUGUCAGUGCUAUGUGGCUCUGAGCGACUGGGACUCUGUGAAGGAGUGGCAGAACAGCAUCCACUCACUAAAGCACAGCUCCUCUAACCCCCCGAGCAUCAGCCUCAAGGCAGACUUCAACUACCUCCAGGCCCUCAGCCACUUUGAGGCUGGUGAGCUGGAGGAGUGCAGGGCUCAGCUGGAGCUACUGCCUGGGGAAGACUGCAGUGCACUAUCUACUGGGAAGGACAAGCUGGAUCUGAAGAAGCUGCUGCCCUCCAUGAGCCCAGACCCCUCAGAGCUGCACAGGGCCAUCGAGGUGCAGGUGCUGCGUAGUGCUGUGAGCGCCAUGGGCAAAGCAGAGCCACCAGCAGACUCACUGCCCACAGCCAGCCCAGAUACUCUGGUGCGCUGCCUGAAGCAGACAGGCCGGAUCUGCCUGGGCCCUCUGCGCCUCUCCACUCUGACCCUGUCCGAUGCCCUCCCCAUCCCGCCCCUGCUGCAGCUGCACUGCACCAGUACUCUGGAGAACACACUCACCUCUCAGGAGGAGUGUGUCAUCCCCCUGUACAGUGAGGCUGUGAGCUCCUGUAAGCAGCAGGACGUACGGCCAUUCCUCCAAGUGCUUCGAUAUACCAUGUUCCAGAAGAGGCUUUUGCACAAGCUCAAGGGCUCUUCAUCUUCUGUAGAUGGACAUCUGAUGCAGCUGUAUCUGACCACAAUCAAAUUUGCCCGUAAAAAGGGCAACAUUCACCUGGCAUGGCGUCUGCUGAAUAAGUGUGCUGAGCGAGUUCCAGGGGAAGGCCCAGAGGAGGAGCUGCACACUGCCCUCACGCGCCUCUCUCUGGACGUUGCCCUCCAGGAGACAUGGGGCCCAGAGCUGGAGAUCGAGAAGGCCAAGGUCCUGAGAACUGCAGGUCAGUCCAGUGCAGCCAUGGAGAUGCUGAGCAAGAUGGCAGUCACCUACUGCAGUGGGAGGAAGAAUGAGAGUGCCUCCUGCAGGUCUGUGCUCACACUGUGCAAGUGGCUGCUGGCCGACUGGAAGGACAUGACUCCUCAGCUCAAACAGGUGGUUAAGAAGUCUGGGAUGCUGAACUCCAACAGCAUGAGCAACCUGAGCCAGAACAUAGCCUCUCUGCUGGCAGUGCCUCUGGAGGACCAGGGCUCUUUGCACAUCACUGCUGAGACAUCAGUCAAAGUGGGCGUAGGAGAAGCUGACUACGUGUUAGGCCAGCUCUACCAAUUGUCCACCAGCCUGGCCCCAGAGAUGGCCAAGUCCUGGGCUGCUCUGGCCAGCUGGAGUUACCGCUGGGGCAGGAAGGUGGUUGAUAAUGCCAGCCAAGGGGAAGGCAUGCCUCUGCUGCCUGCAGAGAAGAAGGAGAUUGAGGAGCUGCUGCCUGAAGGCACCAGUGAAGAAGAUAAGAGUGCCAUCUUCAGUGUCCUGGGACAGGCCAUGUGCCGGCCCACAGGCAUACAGGAUGAAGACAUAGCCCUGCAGCAGGAGGAUGAGGAGGAUGACCUGGUGGAUGUGAUUUGGAGACAGCUGACUGCUGCCUGCCCCUGGCUGCUGGACAUGGGCCAGCCCAUUGCAGAUGGGUUGAUCAGGGUGUGGAGGCGUGUGGUGGACCGCAUCUUUGGCCUGUAUCGUGUCUCCUGUCAGGCCUACUUCACCUUCCUCAAACUCAAUGCAGGACAGGUGCCUCUGGAUGAGAAUGACCCCAAAUUGCUCCUGUCCUGUAAUGUCAGUAAGCAGAGCAAUGAUGACCUGAUAGUGAUGGCCACUCUGCGCCUCCUGCGCUUGUUAGUGAAGCAUGCUGGAGAGCUCCGUGAGGGUCUAGAGGUCGGGCUGGCCUCCACCCCAACAGCCCCCUGGAGAGCCAUCAUCCCACAGCUGUUCUCCCGUCUGAACCACCCAGAGGCCUACAUCCGACAGAGCAUCUGCAGCCUGCUGUGCAGAGUGGCCCAGGACUCCCCACACCUCAUCCUGUACCCUGCCAUCGUGGGCUCUCUGUCCCUGGGAGGAGAGGCUCAGAGUGCAGGGGCCAAACUGCCAUCGGCCCUGCCCACCUUCCUGGGCAGUAUGCAGAGUGACGGUCUGGGGGAGGAAGAGGAGCAGGUGGACAGCAGCAGACCAGAGCCCUCUGAGGAGCAGGGCUGUAGCCCAGACCAGGCCAUGAUGCAUGAUUGCUACAGCAAGAUCGUGGAGAAGCUGUCCCAGGCCAACCCUGUCAUGGUGCUGCAGGUGCAGCAGCUGGUGGGUGAGCUGCGAAGGGUUACCCUGCUCUGGGACGAGCUGUGGCUGGGUGUCCUGCAGCAGCAGAACAUGCACGUGAUGAGGAGGAUCCAACAGCUAGAGGAUGAGGUCAAGAGGGUUCAGAGCAACAACACCCUGCGCAGGGACGAGAAGACUGCCAUUAUGCGGGAGAAGCACUGUGCUCUGAUGCGCCCGGUGGUCUUUGCUCUGGAGCAUGUGUGUAGCAUUACCUCAGCCCCUGUGGAGACCCCACACGAGCAGUGGUUCCAGCAGACAUACGGAGAGGCUAUCAGCUCAGCCCUGGAACGUCUCCGCACCCCUCACAACCCUGCCAGCCCGGCCAGCAGCUGGAUACCCUUCAAACAGAUCAUGCUGAACCUGCAACAGCGCACUCACAAGAGGGCCAGUUACCUGCUGCGCCUGGAUGAGAUCAGCCCUCGCCUGGCCUCCAUGAGCACCACAGAGAUGGCCCUCCCUGGAGAAGUGUCUGCCUCUGACACGGUCACCAUCCAGAAUGUGGGCAACACCAUCACCAUUCUGCCCACCAAGACCAAGCCCAAAAAACUCUUCUUCUUGGGCUCGGAUGGACGCAACUACCCCUAUCUCUUCAAAGGUUUGGAGGACUUGCACUUGGAUGAGCGCAUCAUGCAGUUCUUGUCUAUUGUUAACACAAUGUUCACCAAGAUAAACCAACAGGAGCAGCCUCGGUUCCAUGCCCGGCACUACUCUGUCACUCCCCUGGGCACUCGCUCAGGGCUCAUCCAGUGGGUGGAUGGGGCCACACCACUCUUUGGCCUGUACAAGCGCUGGCAGCAGAGGGAGGCCGCACUGCAGUCCCAGAAGGACUCAGGCCAGCCCACCCCCCAGGCUGCGCCCUCUGUGCCCCGUCCCAGUGAGCUGUACUACAGCCACAUUGGCCCGGCACUCAAGGCUGUGGGACUGAGUGUGGAGGUGUCCCGGCGUGACUGGCCCCUCAGUGUCAUGAAGGAAGUCCUAAAAGACCUGAUGGAGGCCACUCCCUCCAACCUGUUGGCCAAGGAGCUCUGGUGCUCCUGUACUACUCCCAGCGAGUGGUGGAGGGUAACACAGUCAUAUGCUCGCUCUACUGCGGUCAUGUCCAUGGUGGGCUACAUCAUUGGACUUGGUGACCGUCAUCUCGACAACGUGCUGAUUGACAUGACCUCUGGAGAGGUGGUGCACAUAGACUACAAUGUGUGCUUUGAAAAAGGAAAGAGUCUGCGGGUACCAGAGAAGGUCCCAUUUAGGAUGACACAUAACAUUGAAACGGCUUUGGGAGUCACAGGGGUGGAGGGGAUCUUUCGGCUCUCCUGUGAACAGGUGGUUCAAAUGAUGCGCCGGGGCAGAGAGACCCUCCUAACCUUGCUGGAAGCUUUCGUAUAUGACCCCCUGGUGGACUGGACUGCCGGGGGAGAGGUGGGCUUUGCUGGGGCUGUGUAUGGAGGAGGGGGCCAGCAGACUGAGACGAGGCAGACUAAACGUGAGAUGGAGAGGGACAUCACACGCUCACUCUUCUCCUCACGAGUGGCAGAGAUCAAGGUGAACUGGUUUAAGAACCGUGAUGAGAUGCUGGCAGUGCUGCCACAGAUGGAAGAGGCCCUGGAUGAGUACCUGAUGCUCCAGGAUCUGCUGUUUAAGGGAGAGAAGCAGCAGGUCACCCUGCAGGAGGAGCUGGCCUUUCUGGAAGGAGCCGAGGGCCAACCAGAGCACCUCAUCCUGACGCUAGAACAGAGGUACUCUGAACACAACCAGCUUCAGUCUCGACAGAGGACUGUGCAAGAGGCCAUCCAGUCCAAGCUAUCAGACCUGGAGCAGUACAUCAGCCAGUACCAGGCUGCCUUCUCCAGUCUGGAGGCUACUCAGUUGGCCAGCCUGCUGCAGGACAUCAGCAGCCCCAUAGACCUGGGUCCCCCCAGCUAUGUACCAGCCACAGCCUUCCUGCAGAAUGCUGGCCAGGCCCAUGUGAUUAGCCAGUGUGAGAGCCUGGAGGCGGAGCUGAGCUCUCUGCUGCAGCAGCGCCGUGGUCUUCUGCGGAGCUGCCUGGAGCAGUUGCACAGCUACGCCACUGUGGCCCUUCUGUACCCCCGAAUCAGCUUAAGACGCCACCGAGCCUACCAGUGGAAGAGCUGGUUAGAGGAGCUCAUGAGGGAGAUGACUGCAGAGAGAUGUCAGCAUAUCUAUCGACAAUAUGAGGUGCUGUUUGCGUCCCAGCCACCCUCCCCAUCCUGUCAGUUCCUUUCCAAAAUGGAGUUGACCUUACAACAUCAGGUGGCAGAAGCCAAUGAGCGCAUCCUGCACCAGGCAGAGCGUCUAAAGGCCGAGGGCACCAGUGCGGUGGCAUGUGAGGAGCAGCUCCAGGAGAUCCAGCGCUGUAUCGCUGUGUUUCUACAGGAAAACGGAGACAUGGGCGCUCUCAGCCUGUCAGGGAUCGUCACCUCUGCUUUAUGCACUCUAUGCAGGAGGAACCUGGUGAUGGAGGGUGCUGCAGCCAGUGCAGGAGAGCAGCUGCUGGAGCUGACCUCUCGGGAUGGGGCCUGGUUUCUGGAGGAGCUGUGUAGUAUGAUGGGGAAUGUAUGUGCACUGAGCACACUGCUACAGUGCUGCCCCCCCUUGCCCCAUGACCUGGACCUGCCUGCCCCCUCAGCCACCAGCCAAACCAUGUACCUGGCCAAUGCAGUCUACACCUGCCUACAGGAGCUGAACACAAACUUCCGUCAGAUCAUCUUCCCUGAGGCUUUGCGCUGCAUGAUCAAAGGAGAACCCACACUGGAGAGCAUGCUAUCCGAGCUGGACACUUUGGUGGAGCAGGCAUCUGAUGGCCUAGGCCUUCAGGAGCUCAUGGAGAAUCUGCAGGCCUCUGCAGGGCUGGAGCCUGAUGGACACUGCCUGCAUGUGACCAGGCUGCUGCGUGCGCAGUACUCUGAGCUCAUCCAGCCUCGCUGUGACAGCUCAGCACAGGACCCUACAAAGGCCUCUAUGGGGCAGACGUCUCCAGGGCAAACCUCUCCAGGGCAGACCUCAGCGGGACAGAUGUCUGCGGGACAGAUGCUGCUGGUAGCUUUUGACGGCAUGUUCACUCAGCUGGAGACUGCCUUCGGUCAGCUGACUGAGAAGCUGAGCUGUGUGGAGGUGCCAGGAGCCUGGAGGAAGGUGGAUGUGUUAAAGGAGGCACGGGCUGCUCAGAUGCACUUCUUUGACAGUACAUCUCAGAGACAGCUCAUGGAUGAGUUCUUCUUCCUCAAGAGGCUGCAGACCAUCAGGGACUUCUUCAGACUGUGCUCCUCCUUCUCCCAGGUGCUCUCUGGUACCUACCCUUCUGAAGACCUGUUUCCCACCAAUGGGCCGAGUGCAUUAGGGGGCCAGGCGCUGCACCUGCCUCCCACCUCUGCCACUGUAGCUGUGGUGAGCGAGGAGCAGAUGAUCCGACCUAUCAGAGCCUUCACUGCAGACUUUGUGAGGGAGAUGCUGAUGGGACUGCCCAGUCAGGCCAUGGGGCUGGCCCUCUGCAGCAUGAUUUCUGCUCUGGGCCUGGACAUUGUCAGCCACGUGGAGGCCAAGGACUUUGGAGCAGAGAGCAAGGUGUCUCUGGAGGAGGUGUGUAAGGCUGCGGUGGAGCAGUGCUUGGCUUCAGGGCGUGUCUCUCAGCUGCUCCUGAACAGGGCCACAGUGCUGGCCUCUUCCUUCGACACGGCCUGGAAGAAGAUGGAUCUCCUACGCAGGCUGGACACAGGCCUGGAGAUAGCCAAGGCCAGCCUGCAGCGCAGCCAACUCCACACGGCUGUGUUCCAGUGGCAACACGAGGACGUCCUGGGCCCCAGCAGUCAGCCUCUGAGUGUGAGCAUCCCCCCGCGCUCAGUCAUCCUCAACAACAUGAAGAAGAAACUGUACAAGCUGAGCCAGGAGGAGAGCGCCAUUGUGUCUGUGCAGGAGAAGCUGGUGUCCCUGGAGGCCAGUAUCGAGCAGCGUUUGAAAUGGGCAGGAGGGGCCAACCCUGCCCUGGCCCCAGUCCUGCAGGACUUUGAGCUAACUAUCAGAGAGAGGAGGGCCAUGGUGGCCAGGGAGGGCCAGCUCACCAGCCAGGUGACCUUCUUGUGCUCCACCAUCCUGAACCUGGAGGGCCUGAGGACACGCACCCCAGAGGCCCUUAACAUGGACGCCACCCUGUUUGAGCUGCUCAAACGCUGCCAGCAGACAUGCUCAUAUGCAGCCCAGUUCAACAGCAGCGUGUCCCCCCUGGAGCUGCAGCUACUGCAGAGGCUGAGCCCUGUGCUGGACCUCCCUAUCGGCAGCCCUGAUUGGCUGAGCUGCGCCCGCAGACGUCUGGAGGAGGAGUUGGGGGCAGAGCAGAGGAAACAGGAGGAGCAGGAGAGACAGCUGGAGGUCUGUGGUGAGACUCUGCAGCUCCUGGUCGACUCCAUCAAGAGCAUUCUGUCCACUCACAACCGCCAGCUGGGAGACGUCAAGCACCUGCUCCGAGCUAUGGCCAAGGAUGAAGAGGCUGCUCUCACAGAGGGGGAGGAGAUGGUGUAUGAAGGCAGUGUGAGACACUUCCUGAUGGAGUACAAGGCGUGGCACGACAACAUGCAGCUGGCCCUGUUCACCGUGCUGCAGGCCAGUGGGCAGCCACGCAGCCAGGAGCAGCUGGAGCUCCUGGAGGAGGUGCCCAGCACACUUAAGGAGCUAUUGCCCCAGACCCAGAGUGUGUAUAAUGGGCUGGUGGGCUUCGCCUCUCCUCUGGUCACUGACAGAGACACCGCCUGCAACAGUCCAGUCAGCACUGCCCACACCACCUUCGCCACAGCCGUGCGGUGCAGCCUGGUGAAGACCCAGCCAGACUCCAUGUCCCAGAGUGCACGCAAGGCCCUCCCACGCAACAUCGCCACGCCCACUGACACGCCCCCAAGUGCUUUAGUGGUGAACAAAGGCCUGAACCCCAGUCCCAAGAGGGCUCUGCGGGACCCCAAAACGGGCCGAGCUGUGCAGGAGAGGAACUCAUACGCCGUCAGUGUGUGGAAGAGGGUCAAGGCCAAACUGGAGGGCCGCGACAUCGACCCCAACAGGAGGAUCAGCGUCACAGAGCAGGUGGACAUGGUGAUUAAGGAGGCCACCAGCCUGGAGAACCUGGCCCAGCUGUACGAGGGAUGGACCGCCUGGGUGUGAGCUCACACUGCUUCUUGUCUUUGGUCCAGCGAAGGCUUGGAGAUCCACCAGACUCGUGUGGGUCUGGGGGCACAGCCGUACCGGAGCACACGGGGUAGGAGCUGGAGGCACCCCGCGCUCCUGGCACCCCUCGCCGGCAGCCGCACGACCCGCCACAUGAGGGCCAACACAAUGCCCUCUUGGCCUGCGGUCAGCCCGUCUUUCUGGGUGUGGGUGGUAAAGUGCUGUGGGAUGGGAGAGGGGGACCGGCCUCUGCGCCCCCCCACACCUGCACAGCCUCUCAGACGUACCCAUAAACAGUGCAUCCCGCUGGGCCCCUGCAGCUCUGCUCUGGGCUCAUGGUCCUGGAGAGGUCCAGGAGGAGGGGACUAAAGCUCAGCGGGACAUAAACUACUCGGACAUGUUUGUGACCCAUGUGAACCUAAAGAACAGGACUGUCGAGCAGCCUGCUCUGACAUAGCCACAGGCUGCUGUCUCAGACUCCACUGUCUGUAGCACCGUGUCCUGUCGCUCAGUGCUAGUGUUUUCACUUGUCUAUAGAUAAAUUGCUUUCCUCGUGUACUCGCCCCAGCCCUACUGCCUGCUUUUUAUUAACCUUCCUUCUAGUUUUACCUUUUUAGUGGGACAUUGGUUUGGUGCUGGUGAACACAAUUUCUUAUGAUUUUAUUGGAAUUUGUUUGAUGCUAAAUAAAUCUGAAAGUAAAAA
Boleophthalmus pectinirostris (great blue-spotted mudskipper) is the source of this 11907-nucleotide messenger RNA. It is a transcript of the gene smg1, whose product is annotated as SMG1 nonsense mediated mRNA decay associated PI3K related kinase. Bases 210 to 11201 code for a protein of 3663 amino acids. Gene Ontology annotation, molecular function: protein serine/threonine kinase activity; protein binding. Gene Ontology annotation, cellular component: nucleus. The record is from RefSeq and is a predicted model, not a curated record. The transcript is spliced from 64 exons. NCBI's taxonomy places the organism in Eukaryota, Metazoa, Chordata, Actinopteri, Gobiiformes, Gobiidae. Gene Ontology annotation, biological process: phosphorylation; nuclear-transcribed mRNA catabolic process, nonsense-mediated decay.